AUGGGAAAUGAUGAUGUGUGGGUUCGAAAUUCGGGCCGCACGCCACUGUGCUGCGCGAUUCGGUGUGUACAUCGUUGGUCUCGGGGCACUGGGAGCACUCGGUACGGCAGUGUACCCACCGCCUUUUUCGCUCCCCUCGUCCUCGCCGCACCGCCCUUCGUCCCCGCGCUACCUUCCCCCACUGGGCGGCGCUCCAUGCGCGUCGCAAUCGUGUGGAGCGUCGACGGUCUCAGUCUCCGUUGGAUCGUCGCCAAGUGUGUGUCGUUGAUCGGUGCACUCGUUUACCCUUGUGCGUCGAUUCGGCGUGGAGCCUCAGUGCACAUUAUAUGUUACAUGCGCGCGCAAGCCGCUCGUCGCGUAGCGGGUCGGACUAGUGGUGAAACACGGCCAAGAAGAAAGAUAAGAACGCUGUGUGCUGUUGUGCGUGCGCGGAGUGUGCAAUAUUUUGGUUACAUCAGGGAUAAAAACGCCACGAGAGCAAACACGAGGGGCAUCGUGAAGCUCACCGGAAACGUCGCGCGAGAUAUGGAUUGGGCGCUCAAGGCUCGCCGAACCCUACUUUGUCCCGAAUUGUCCCUAGGCGGUCUCCGUCCUCCGUCGAGGAGAACUCGUGUUCCCGAGAGUUGGAGCUUGGGUCAGACGUUGGGUCUGAUUCCAAGACCUGAGGUGUUAGUGUAG
This is a messenger RNA of Heterotrigona itama, 678 nucleotides long. Lineage: Eukaryota; Metazoa; Arthropoda; Insecta; Hymenoptera; Apidae. The record is from the annotation of a GenBank genome assembly.